GCCGUCCGUUCCCUCGCGGAGCCGAGUGUUGGCUGCCGGGCGGGGCCUGUCCCGCCGUUACCCAGCGGUGCCUCGCGCCGUGCCCGGCUAGGCCGCGCGGGAUGGCGGUGGCGGUGCGUGCGCUGCAGGAGCAGCUGGAGAAGGCCAAGGAGAGCCUGAAACACGUGGAUGAGAAUAUCCGCAAGCUCACGGGCCGGGACCCCAACGAUGUGAGGCCCCCGCAGAACAGACUGCUGGCCCUCUCAGGCCCUGGUGGAGGUAGGGGGCGAGGGAGCUUACUGCUGAGGCGUGGAUUCUCGGAUAGCGGAGGAGGACCCCCAGCCAAACAGAGGGAUAUUGAAGGGGCAUCCAGCAGGCUGGGUGGAGAGCGUCGGACCAGAAGAGAAUCACGCCAAGAAAGUGACGGAGAGGAUGAUGAUAUUAAAAAGCCAGCAUUACCAUCUUCUGUUGUUGCUACCUCCAAAGAGCGAACACGUCGAGACCUUAUACAAGAUCAAAAUAUGGAUGAGAAAGGAAAACAAAGGAAUCGACGUAUAUUUGGCUUGUUGAUGGGCACUCUUCAAAAAUUUAAGCAGGAGUCCACAGUUGCUACUGAGAGGCAAAAGAGGCGACAAGAGAUUGAGCAAAAACUUGAAGUACAAGCAGAGGAGGAAAGAAAACAAGUUGAAAAUGAAAGGCGAGAACUGUUUGAAGAAAGGCGUGCUAAGCAGACAGAGCUGCGGUUACUGGAGCAAAAGGUUGAACUUGCUCAGUUGCAAGAAGAAUGGAAUGAACAUAAUGCAAAAAUAAUUAAAUACAUAAGAACAAAGACAAAACCUCACUUAUUCUACAUACCUGGCAGAAUGUGUCCUGCUACACAAAAGUUGAUGGAAGAAUCACAGAAAAAGAUGAAUGCGAUCUUUGAAAGCAGGCGCAAUGAAUUUGCAGAGCAGAUUAACAAAAUGGAGGCCAGGCCCAGAAGACAAUCUAUGAAGGAAAAAGAACAGCAGGAGGUGCAGAAUGAAGAAAAGAAGGAAGAACAGAACAAGGAGCAGGAAGAGGGUAAGGUGGUUCAGCAGGUGGAAGAGUUGGAGACAGGUAAUCAGCACAAUGAUGUAGAAAUGGAGGAGGUAGGGGAGGAAAAGGGAAAAAUAGGUUCAGGGCAUAGCGAUGCAGAGAAGGAACAGGAAGAGGAAGAACAGAAAAAUGACAUAGAGAUUAAAGUAGAAGAGGCUGCUGAGGUGAGGGAGAAUGACAAGCAACAGGAUAGUCAGCACGAAGAGGUCACAAUUGUAAAAGAGGAAAAUGAAAAUAUUCAGCCAGUGGAUAAUGAGCAGGAUAUGGCUGAAAUGAAUGAGGCAGAUAGUGUAGAACCAGUAGAUAAUGAGAAUGGCAAAGAAGUGGAACCAGAAAUGGAAUGUGAUGCUCAGCCAGAGAAAAUGUGUGAUGUUCCUUCUCCUGAAAAGGAGAAAAUUAUCAAAACAGAAACCGAAGCCGAACCUGAAGACAAACAGGAGCGGCCACCUGAAGUUCAGCCAGAACCCAUAGUUGAGGCCUCAUCUCAGCCACAGUCUGUGCUACCACCACAGUCACCUCAGUUCUCUCAGUCUGUUCAGGAUACAGAGCCUCAGGCAGACAAAGAUGAAAAUGCUGUGGUGUCUGUAAAGGUCGAGGCACAGGCAGAGCAGAAUCAGACACUGAGUGCAGAAAUAAAAAACAAGACUAGAAGUAGAAGCAGGGGUAGGGCAGGGAACAAAGCUGCUAAGAGCCAUAGUCGCAGCAGCAGCAGCAGUAGUAGCAGUAGUACUUCAAGCAGCACUAGCAGUGGAAGUAGUUCCAGCACUGGCAGCACUAGCAGUCGGAGCACUUCCAGCAGCAGCAGCACUAGUGGGAGUACUAGCAGGGACAGUAGCAGCAGUAGCUCUACCAGCAGUGAAAGUAGAAGUCGGAGCAGAGGAAGAGGUCAUAACAGAAACAGGAAACGCAGGAGGAGUGCCGAAAGGAAGCGAAGGGAUGCUUCAGGAGUAGAUAGAAGUCACAAGUCCUCGAAAGGUGGGAGUAGAGAUACAAAAAGUUCAAAGGAUAAAAGUUCAAGAUCUGACCGAAAGAGAUCUAUAUCAGAAAGUAGUCGGUCAGGCAGGAGAACUUCACGGAGUGAAAGAGACCGUAAAUCAGACAGGAAAGACAAAAGGCGUUAACAGAAGAGACCAAGCUUCCUUAGCCUAAUCUUUGCAGCAGAAGAUUAUUUGAGUGAAAGGAUUCCUUGUAAGGAGGAGGAGAAGGCUGCCUUAAGAAUUGCAUGCUGUAAAAAGUCUUUUGGAAAAAUGCAGACUGUUUACCAGGCAUUCUUGUACUUUUUACAUAAUUUUGUAAAAGGUUACCUACCAAAAUUAUGUGAAGUUCCUGAAAAUGUAAAAAUAAAAGAUUAACACUCCUUUGCAUCUCCUUUUUUUUUUUUUUUAAUUAAAUAUUCUGUAUUCAUUAAGAUCCUCUGUAUAUUUUAAUAGGUAAAGCUUUAAGUUGGUGUGAUCGCUUUUUCUGUAUCAUAAACUUUUUUUGUAGAAAUAAAUGUGCAUUUUAAAUAAAUGGAGAUGUCUUGUUGACACUUAAAUUCCCCUUUUAGAUCAUAUGUAAGGAGGCAAUAUUGCAGGAAACGUUAGAAUUUUGCUUUUCCCCUCUAUUCCUUGCAAUAAUGGGAAACUUAAGGCUCUCUAAUCUCUCCAGUGCUAGAUGGGAAGGGAAAGUAAUUGCUUUGAAUCUACGCCUUUUUGUUUUCUUCUGUAAUCACAAAUUCUUAGUCAAUUCUAUAUUCCGGUUCUAUGAAACUUUUUCCUGUGUGUAGGCAAGCAGUGAUUAAAUGUGAACACUUAAAGCUGAGCAAGAUAGCUCAGAUAGCUCAAGUCAGUCUGGAAUACCGCUCUCACCUGCUUUCUGCAGGUACUUCGGUAGUGUACGUUUAUGUUUUGAGGUAGUUGAUAUGUUUAGUAUUGCUCCUUGCUUUGAUGGACAAUGGCAGAAAGACUUCAGCUCGCUUCUAAACCAAGAGUCUGUUUUAGUUGCAGUCCUAUCUUUGAUCCCUUCAUACCACUAGGAAUAAUUACAUUGCAGUGUUGGAGUUACUCGGGACUACCUAAUGCUGACAUUGUAUGCGUGCAAGAAUGUUUCCUGAAUGUAUUUAAUAGAACACGAAUUGGUAUGUUAUCUAUGAAGAGGAAUUCUGUUUUAUAUGAUUUUGUACGAAGAACAAUAACAUCUGUUGCUGUGUUCUGUACAUGUGCAAAUAAAUGUGGCUUUGUAGACUAC
Coturnix japonica (Japanese quail) is the source of this 3282-nucleotide messenger RNA. RefSeq names its product pinin, desmosome associated protein (gene PNN). NCBI's taxonomy places the organism in Eukaryota, Metazoa, Chordata, Aves, Galliformes, Phasianidae. The record is from RefSeq and is a predicted model, not a curated record. Gene Ontology annotation, cellular component: catalytic step 2 spliceosome.